GAAACCCUGUACCGUGAUCAGCCAUCUUGAGCCAGGAUAACCUGCAAACCUCCUCUGAACAGCUCAACACAACGCUCUAAAGACUUUAUUCCUGAGCCACAAUGGCCACCGCACCGUACAACUACUCCUACAUUUUCAAAUACAUCAUUAUCGGGGACAUGGGGGUAGGGAAGUCAUGUUUGCUUCAUCAGUUCACAGAAAAGAAAUUCAUGGCAGACUGCCCCCAUACAAUUGGCGUGGAGUUUGGUACGAGGAUAAUCGAGGUGAGCGGCCAGAAGAUCAAGCUGCAGAUUUGGGACACAGCGGGACAAGAGCGCUUCAGGGCUGUCACCCGCUCCUACUACCGCGGAGCUGCAGGGGCGCUGAUGGUGUACGACAUCACCAGGAGAAGCACAUACAACCAUCUCAGCAGCUGGCUGACUGAUGCCAGAAACCUCACCAAUCCCAAUACUGUGAUCAUUCUCAUAGGAAACAAAGCAGACCUCGAGGCCCAGAGGGACGUUACAUAUGAGGAAGCUAAGCAGUUCGCUGAGGAGAACGGUCUGUUGUUUCUGGAAGCCAGCGCCAAAACAGGUGAAAACGUUGAGGACGCCUUCCUGGAAGCCGCUAAGAAGAUCUACCAGAACAUCCAAGAUGGCAGCCUCGACCUGAACGCUGCCGAGUCCGGGGUCCAGCACAAGCCCUCGGCCCCUCAGGGCGGCCGGCUAACCAGCGAACCACAGCCCCAGAGGGAAGGCUGCGGCUGCUAAUGACCAAGCAACCCCCCCCUCCCCCUUAUUCACUCAGCCUUCCUCUCUCUCUGUUUGUCCUGCCCGCCCUCCCUCAACCAUCCACCCCCCCUACACCUCCAUCCAUUCCUCCACCUCCGUACAUCCAUCCACCCUCGUCCCUCACUGCACCAGGAGCUGCAUGAGAACAGGGCUGCGGAGGGAAGGAAAGGGGGACGGAUAUCGACUUGGGCCAGACUGAGCUGGGCUGUGCAGACUUUAUCUCUCCCCUCCUCCUCCUCCUCUUCCUCGUCUCUGCCUGUCUGUCUCCCUCCGUCACUGUCUCACUCCUACUCUUAAAACUCUGUCAGUGUGUUGUCAGUCCAUACCUCUCCUCUUUUGCUCCUCUUGCACCAUUCUUGUGUAGUCCCCCCCUCCCGCCGCCUCACCCCCACCCGUCAUAGUAUUGUAGACGCCACCACGCAUUACACGGGUUACUGACACUUUAGAUAGAUGUAACGUUCAUACGAUAAUGAUAAACUGAGACUGUUGUUUUAUGUUUGGUUUUAUAGCUAUAUAUGACAUGUAAACACUGCGUUAGGUUUCAUUCACCACUGAUCAGUUCUGUAUGAAUCCAGAUCGUAAUCAUACCCCUCCGGAUGCCCGUCCUGCAUGGUUUACCAAUCUGGCGUUGAAUGCGGGUACGAUAUCUCACUUGCGGGUCAUUUUUAUGAGAUGGGACAGUUGAAAGCAAUGACGUAGUGUAUCAUGCAGCCACACAGGUAGAGGCUCCUAAGUGUGUGUCAGAGAAUGUGUAGCUGAGUGAGCUUUCGCAGCAGGUUUUAAACCUGCUUGUGGCAUUUUUUUAAAGUCCUGUUUCUGUUGCUUAGCACUGAUAUUCUCAGGAGAGAGAGUUGGUGGGGGGGGAAGAGAAAACCAGGAAUUCCCACAACUUUCUUGUAGGUAAUCCCUGUCUCUCCUGAGUUAUCACAGGAAGGAAUUUUGGUUGUUUUCCAGCUUGUCUGUGUGUAUGUGUGAAGAAGCUGGAAGGGGGUUUCUUUUUGACUUUGAGUUAAAAUGACACUUCAAAAAAAAGAUGGCUUCUCUGUUUUUGAUGGAAAGACUCAUUCACAUCUAUUCCUUUGCACCAGCUCUCCCUCUCCUCACUCAUGACUCCCUAAACCCUCCCUCGUUCCCCUCCCCAGGUCAUAUCAACAGAUUCUGUCUUUACCAGCAUUUUCUUUGUCAUCAUUUGUUGCCUUAUUAUAAUUAAUGUUAUUACUCUUUAAUCUAUUUUGUUUUGCUGCACUUGCUCUUCACAUUGCUGUCUGACUCUCACCCCGAUUCAAUAAACCAAACCUUUUAGAAUAAUUCUAGCAUUUUACUGGAAAGUAAACAUGAGUGGCGACUCACAUGGUCAAUAUUUCUCAGAUGGUGGAGUGUCAGCAGCAUGGUCUUAAACUCUCAUCGUAACUAUUCGGAUGUAAAAACAAACACUCCUGUAUCAAGUGAAGCUGCACUGAAGAGCCGAUCUGUUGGUUAGGGCGGUUGUUCCUCUGCCUUGUAUAAUACCACACCAAGCAGCAUGACCCACCCCCCCUAAACUUGAGGAAAUUGUCAAAAUACAAUUGUUUUUUUUUUUUUUUGUACGAUAGUGAUUCCCUGAUUGGACAGCUGUAUAUAUUGCUUCUUAACUAUUGGUGAUGACCUCGCUACUUGGGAUUUAGAAAUUUAUUUGCUGGCUCUGCCAAGAUCUGUACAGUUGAUGUGCUAGUGGGUUGCCUGUAAUUCAUGCUUGGGAAAUUCUGUAACAUAGUUUCUAUUAAUAAAUGUAUGUAAAGGACAGACACGUAGACACCCCCUCCUGCCCCAACCCACCCCCGUCUGCACACUACUGAACUUGCCGAUUGGUUGAGAGGAAGCGGAUUGAGAUGAUGUGCAAACUAGUAUUUAUGUCUGCUAACUUUGAUUCCUCUCGUUUUUGUAUGGAGUGGAGGCUGGGACACUUUUAUGUUUAUAUUCUGUUUUCUUCUUCCACCCCAUCAUCAUAGCUCCUCCAUAUGGCAAGGGGCCUGCAUCGCUGUCUUAACUUUUUUGGGGAGUGGGGAUUGGUUUGUAAUUGUGGGAAGUUAUUGGGCUGGGUCUCUUUUUUUUUUUUUUUUUUUCGUGUCCCACCUCUACAGUCUGAGUGACCACUUCCUGCUUUUGUCUGUCCACAAGUACAAAAACAAACAGAAAAAAAAAAACGUACAUAUGUAUAAAUUUUUAAGGAGCUGUGCUAACAUUUAAAUGCGUUCUUGCGUGUAUAUGAUUUUAAAAUGUUGACAUUUUGAUUUUAAUGACAAAAUACUCUAGACAGAAAAAAAUAAAUUAUACAU
Messenger RNA from Scomber scombrus (Atlantic mackerel), 3085 nucleotides. It is a transcript of the gene rab14l, whose product is annotated as RAB14, member RAS oncogene family, like. Gene Ontology annotation, cellular component: phagocytic vesicle; Golgi apparatus; trans-Golgi network. The coding region runs from base 102 to 749 and encodes 215 amino acids. The transcript has 8 exons. Gene Ontology annotation, molecular function: GTPase activity; GTP binding. NCBI's taxonomy places the organism in Eukaryota, Metazoa, Chordata, Actinopteri, Scombriformes, Scombridae. Gene Ontology annotation, biological process: endocytic recycling; phagosome maturation; Golgi to endosome transport. The record is from RefSeq and is a predicted model, not a curated record.